GUAAAUUUUAAAGUCUUCGUGAUAAAAUUUCAUAUAAAUUCAAAAUAAUAUACGGUACCAUCACCCCUGCAAGUGGUCUCCAGAAAAAGAGAAGAAAUGGCAGUGAGAUCACUCAUCUCUAAACCCCGACCCCUAUGCUCUCUCUUCAGCUAUCUCCUUAAUUCUAAAUCCUACACUCUCUCUUCCCUUGCUCCACGCACUAAGAACCUGCCCUCGCCAGACCUUGUAAAUGAAAUCUCUCGCAUUUUAAGUGACCAUCGGAACCCACACCAUGAUUUAGAGCUCUCUCUCACUACUUAUUCUUCACACAUAUCAACAACCUUAGUGGAGCAAGUUUUAAAACGCUGCAAGAAUCUUGGAUUCUCUGCACAAAGAUUCUUUCUUUGGGCUAAAAGAAUUCCGGGUUUUGAUCAUAGUAAAGAAAGCUAUCACAUUUUGGUAGACAUUUUGGGCUCUAGUAAGCAGUUUGCUUUAUUAUGGGAUUUCUUGAUAGAAAUUAGAGAAUCUCAAGAUUUCGAAAUAAGCCCACAAGUUUUUUGGCUUGUUUUUAGAGCUUAUAGUAGAGCUAAUUUACCAAGUGAUGCUAUUCGUGCUUUUGAUAGAAUGGUUGAGUUUGGUUUAAAGCCUACUAUUGAUGAUCUUGAUCAGUUAUUGUAUGUGUUAUGCAAAAGGAAACAUGCGAAACAUGCCCAACAAAUUUUUGAUAGAGUUAAGCAUCAAUUUCAGACUAGAGCUAAAACUUACAGUAUUCUGGUGAGGGGAUGGGGUGAUAUCGGCGAGUCAGUGUCAGCAUGUAAGGUGUUCGAUGAAAUGCGUGAACAACAAUGUGCUGUGGAUGUCCUUGCUUAUAAUAGCUUGUUGGAGGCUUUUUGCAAGGGGGGUAAAGUUAGUGAAGCCUACAAGAUGUUUCGAGAAAUGGGCUCAAAUGGGAUUAAGCCAGAUGCUUGUACUUUUUCAAUAUUUAUACGUGCAUAUUGUGAGGCAAAUGAUAUUCAUUUAGCUUAUAGGGUGCUUGAUGAGAUGAAGAGAUAUGAUCUUGUGCCUAAUGUGUUUACUUAUAAUUGCAUGAUCAAGAAGCUAUGCAAGAAGGAAAAGGUGGAAGAGGCUUAUCAACUUUUGAAUGAGAUAAUUGAGAGGAGUGGUCAACCUGAUGCAUGGAGUUACAAUGCAAUCCUAGCUUAUCAUUGUGAGCAUAGUGAGGUCAAUAGUGCUACCAGGCUGAUCUCUAGAAUGGUCAAAGAUAAUUGCUUGCCGGAUAAGCAUAGUUAUAACAUGUUGCUCAAGUUGCUGAUAAGAGUAGGGAGAUUUGAUAGAGCAAUAGAAGUAUGGGAGAGUAUGGGGGAGAAGGGAUUUUAUCCUUCGGUCUCAACAUAUUCUGUUAUGGUUCAUGGUUUGUGCAAGAAAAAGGGUAAAUUAGAGGAGGCAUGUAAAUACUUUGAGAUGAUGAUUGACGAAGGAAUACCACCAUAUUCUUCUACUGUGGAGAUUCUGAGAAACAGGCUAAUAGGGUUAGGAUUAUUGGAUUACAUUGAGAUACUUGCAGGUAAAAUGGAGCAUAGCACUGCUUGUUCUAUACAAGAGUUGGCAAUUGCGAUGAGAGGCGGUAAAGUGCAUGUAAGAUCAAGAAGUGAAGAAACAGAGUCAGAAAGUGACUGAAAUAUUGAGUGCUAUUAAUUAAUGGUGUAGGCAUCACGGGCUCAAAUCCUUCUUCCUUCUCCCCCUUCAUUGAAACUAUUAUAUUGUCCUUGGUUUGACAUAGCACCCGAUUGCCUAAGCAUGAAAAUUUUGUGUUCUAGGUAGUUGCUAGACCACAUGACUUGUUAAUUUCGGAACCCAUGGAAGUAGGUGACUUCUUGUCCAAAUAUUGAUGAUUUCUUCAUUAAUUCUGCUAACCCUCUUCACAUUGAAAAUACAAAGGUUCAGCUGAAUGGAAAAGAUUGCACAUCAAUGAUAGGCUUGUGGAAUCUCAAGAUUAUCCAUCAAAGAACUUUUGUUGUGUGAUUGAGUGCUGUGUCAUGAGGGUACCUUUAACAAAAGUGCUGUGUCAUGAGGGUACCUUUAAUAAUGAGGUACAGGGGAGUUGAACUUUGAAAUUUUUGUUCAAUUGGAGAAGACAUGGUGGAGACGAGUAGAUCUUCGUACACUAUCGAGCAAAGUGCGUGGACUGUUUCUAUUGCUGCGAACACUAUUGCAAGAAAAGAGAGAGAGGGUUUCUUGUUUACCAGUCCAUUUCUUCUAUUUCGCUGUACGACCCCAUGAAAAAACAGCCAAUAUUUGAAAUUUUGUUCAAUUUGAGAAGAGAUACUGAAGACAAGCAGAACUUCAUAUUCUGCUGUGCAAAUUGGAUGGAUUGUUUCAAUUGCUGUGCAUGCUAUUGCAAUAAAAGAGAAAGAAGGUCUCUAUCCUUUACCAGUCAAUUUCUUCUAUUCCUUGUACCAUCUCAAGAGAAACAGUUUCUUCUUUUCCCUGUAGCAUCUCCCAGGAAAAGCUGCCAAGUUUACAGUGUUCUCCAAAGAAGAAGAUAAGCUUUCAAAGGUAUAACACAACUAGAUGCCUACUUUUGGUGUUAAAUUCUGACUUCUGAGUGAAUCGUAAAUUGUGCAUUCAAGCUCUGUUUUAACGUGGUACAUUGUGUUUCUGUUCUUGCAAUAUUGAUAUUUGCAUGUAAUUUUGUGUCAACAGAAGCUCUUCCUGUGUAGGAGUUGGUGCUUUACUCUGAGGGCUAGGUGUCAGCACUAUAAAUAACUUUAUAGUGUCUCCUUUUCAUUUUCUCUUUUUUUUUUACUUUUAUUCCUGAACAAGUAAUUCACCAUAAUAAGAAUGAGGGGAAGAAUGGUAGUGCAUGAUCCAGACUAGCCUAUCAAAAGGCAGGGUGGGGCUUUAUCUGGGCUAAUUUUUUCUUUUUCUUUUCACCAUUGUUUCAUUACUUUUCCAUUACAUUAUUGACCAUUUAAAUUCUUUCUAUUCUGUAUUA
Molecule: messenger RNA, 2974 nt
Organism: Ricinus communis (castor bean)
Lineage: Eukaryota; Viridiplantae; Streptophyta; Magnoliopsida; Malpighiales; Euphorbiaceae
Product: pentatricopeptide repeat-containing protein At1g52640, mitochondrial
Exons: 2
Coding region: 97-1656 (519 amino acids)
Molecular function (GO): protein binding
Source: RefSeq, a predicted model, not a curated record